Penicilliopsis zonata CBS 506.65 is the source of this 4241-nucleotide messenger RNA. RefSeq lists its product as hypothetical. The transcript is spliced from 3 exons. Gene Ontology annotation, cellular component: mitochondrion; cortical endoplasmic reticulum; plasma membrane. The record is from RefSeq and is a predicted model, not a curated record. Lineage: Eukaryota; Fungi; Ascomycota; Eurotiomycetes; Eurotiales; Aspergillaceae. The coding region runs from base 114 to 3839 and encodes 1241 amino acids. Gene Ontology annotation, molecular function: sterol transfer activity; sterol binding. Gene Ontology annotation, biological process: intracellular sterol transport.
UCUGUUUCCCCCCCCCUCUCCCCGAGACACGAGGUUUGCUUUGUCAAGCCAUCGACAAGCACUGCGACUGAGAUUACGCUAUACACCGUCGGUCAGCCCGGAGCGACGAGAAAAUGGAGAGUUCGAACCGGAGUGUUGGGCGGGAGUCGAUCGAGUCUUCGUCGGAGAAGUCCAAAUCGCAGGCCGGGGAUUCAGUCGAGACUACAAAAUCAAACACAAGUGGCUUAUCCAAGUUGCUUCCGGGAAAUCGGCGGAAACGAAAGAAGAAGGACAAGAAGCAGGCAGAUGAUGGUGCCGUUGAUAAUGAUAAGGAUCUGCUCCCAAGUCGGUCUCUAGACUCUCGGGAUGGUACUUCGACGGCCUCGUCGAUCAAUGAGAACCCUAGUGUGGGGGAAAAUGAAGUUGGAAACCUUUUGACGGACGAUUCUGAGCCCGAUAGGACACCUCCGCUGACCACCCGCAACUCGCACGCUGGUUUCUACACGACCUCUUCUCCGUUGAUUACAACCACCACCGCGGACGAGACUAUUGCCGAAGUGGAUGAUGGAAUUGAAUCGACAACCUCGGUCGAACAGGCAUUAGGAACAACCUCCGCGCUCCUAAGAGCUGCCACGCAACCGGCAUCAUCAUUAGAUGUCCCCAACGACCGCAGUUCAAAGAAAAGAAGCCCCUCCCCAGCUCGCCGCCUGAAGGACGCAUUCAGCUCCAAUCAAGAAAGGGAUGAUUCUGACGAUGUUUCGGAGCAGGCCUCCGAAAAAUCGGAUAAAAGCAAAAGCUCUAGAAGCAUAUUCGGGGGCAGCAGUAGGAGGAACAGUUUGUCAGCGAGAAGAGCCCAGGCGAAAGCUGGCACUACUCCUGCUCCUGCUCCUGCUCUUCCAAACAUCCGCACCGACCUCACAGAGCCCAAGCCUUACGACUUACAAGCCAGUCCACUGCCCAGAACGCCACCACAUACGGCUAUUCCAGCCCCUUUGACGAGGGUGACGCCGCCGACUCCAACCGAUUCCAACAAGGGGAUCCCCUCAAUCCUAUCCUCGGGGGUCACAGAGUCCCCCGAAUCGAUGGGGCCGAAGGACGCGAAUUCCGGUAUUGUUGUGAGUCCCUCUGGAAACAUGAUUUCGCAUCGUCGGGCCCGGUCCACCUCUUCGGCGCAUAAGCCUAGCAAACUCUCGAACUCAAUAUCUGCCCUGAGCCCUUUGGAAGAAAGCAAAGCAUCGAGCUCCCGAGUCCCUUCUAUUGCUCAACAGAGCGGCUUCUUUUCUUCUGUCUUUUCUGCCGCUCAAAGUGCUGCCUCAACGAUAAGCAGCAGUCUCAACACGCAGGCACGACCUCGCAAUCAGGCGGCGACAGCUUCUGGAACUAAAGAUGAGAAAGUUCCUGAAACUGAAACCGAUGAUGGCAACCAGAGUGCAGGUGAUGGCAAGAGCGAAGAGAGGAAAUCCUUGGCUGUUGAUACCCUUGGAUCCGGGGAUCUUGAUUUCAGCCAGCUAGGUAUCGAGAUGCCAUCCGGCGUAAUCACAACCUCAGACGGGUUGGUCAUCACGAAGCCAGAUGUCCUAUCGGAAAAACGCAAAAAUAUGGCUGUGUCACAGUUGGAUGAGGAGGCAGCAAUGCUUGAGGAUAAGCAUGCAGCACGCGCAGUAUCUCUUGCCUACGAAAAGGCAACUGAAGCACGAGCGGCCGACGACAGUGGUGAGAUCCAGCCCAGUCCAGCCCUCCCCAGAGAUGGGAAUGGCGAUCAGACUCCUCCUAGCGGCAGUAUAUAUGAGGGCGAUACGAGUAGUGGAUUGGCGAGGAGUGGCAGCGUACGGAGCCGCUUGGCUCAGCGUCGCCAUCGGGGAUCUUCUGGCGCAACCACCUCCACGCUUGGUGCUAUUGGGGCCACUGCACUUGCUCUGGGUAUCCCAGGUGCUAACUCCAGCAUGCCGCGUUUGACUGGUUUCGCCGUCGCAAGCAAGAAGCGCAACCGAGACUUUCACCAGUUGUUUCGGAGUGUUCCGGAAGAUGAUUACCUUAUUGAGGAUUACAGCUGUGCACUGCAGCGCGAGAUUAUCCUUGCUGGCCGGAUCUAUAUCUCAGAAGGGCAUAUCUGCUUCUCGAGCAACAUCCUAGGUUGGGUGACAACACUGGUGAUCAGCUUCGAUGAGGUUGUUGCCAUUGAGAAGGAGACAACCGCAAUGGUUUUUCCAAACGCUAUUGCUAUCCAAACUUUGCAUGCUAGACACAUCUUUCGGAGUCUUCUCAGUCGCGAGUCGACUUAUGAACUUAUGGUCAAUAUCUGGAAGAUCAAUCACCCUGCCCUGAAGAGUUCCGUGAAUGGAACGCGGAUCGCGAAUGGAAGUGAUAAUAAAACUGAGAAGGCUGAGGAGAGUGAUGCGGAGUGCACAGAAUCAGAUGAAGAUGAGAUCUAUGAUGAGGAUGAGGAUAGAACUAUUGGCGAAAGUUUCUAUGAGCCUAGGGAAGGGAGCCUGCAUGGGAGUGACCGGUCUUCGUCCACAAAGGGGAUAUCCCGAAAACCUUCUGGAAACCUGCAGAACGGAAGCGGUGCGGCAUCAACGCCUGCCCUGAAUGGCAACGGAGAGUCUAAAGGUUCCCCGAAGACAGGUGCAGGAGAUGGUAGCCAAGACUUCCCUGGACCGGCUACUCACCCUCCCACUGAAUACAAUGAUCCCUCUUGCCGAUAUGAAAAGCUGGUCAAGGAUGAGAUUGUUCCCGCUCCUCUGGGGAAGGUUUACUCAUUGGUUUUUGGUGCUCAGUCGGGUACUUUCAUCAGCAAGUUUCUGGUUGACAAUCAGAAGUCGAUGGAGCUUCAGUUUGAGGUCGAUAAGAAAGGCUUGACGACCGAAAACCCGACUCGACAGUAUUCUUAUAUCAAGCCUCUCAAUGCUCCGAUUGGGCCCAAACAGACAAAGUGUAUCAGCACAGAAAACCUAGAUUUCUUCGAUCUGGAAAAGGCGGUUCUUGUGACACUUUCUACUCAGACACCUGACGUCCCUAGUGGAAACCUCUUCCUUACAAAGACCAAAUAUCUCUUUACCUGGGCGGCUGGGAAUCAGACGCGGUUUCUCAUGACCUGUACCAUCGAGUGGUCAGGCAAAACCUGGCUCAAAGGCCCGAUUGAAAAGGGUGCGAUGGACGGGCAGACCACAUUCGGAAAUGAAUUGCUCAAGAGCUUGAAGACCGCUGUUGUUCCACGCAGUGGCGCAAAACCCGCCAAGUCUGGCGGCAAAGGCAAGAAUCGGCGCAAGAAGGGAGAUACUGUCAGCGAGGAGGUGGUCGAGAAUUCUGACCUGGCGACGGCCGAUUCUGCUCAAUCACAAACUGGCUCGUGGGGUAUUCUAGAACCUCUUCACGGGCUCCUUGGACCCGUUGUCAGCUUGGUCAAGCCCUUACUGACCAACAACGUUGCCGUCCUUUUGAUCCUCCUACUGCUGAUCAUGGUCUACUUCCGCUCGCCUACAUCUUCGCACAUGCUCCCGCACGAGAUCGGGUGUCCUGCUUUGUCUCUACCUCAGCGAAUGGCUGCCUACGAGGAAAUGUGGCGGCACGAGGAGAGCGAGUUGUGGCAUUGGCUGGAGGAUCGAGUUGGUAUGGACGGAAUGAACUUCCCGACUGCUCGACGAUCACUAGAAUCGCAUACGCGCCAUAAGAGGCUCCUGAAGAACCUCCCCCCUGAGCGAGAGCUGGAAGCCAAACUCAACGAGGAGAAAAUGUCAGAUCGGGAGAUGGACUAUGCCAUCCGUACUACUCGCGAACGCCUCGACGUCCUAGAGAAAAUGCUCAGGAAUCGAAAACCCACACACAAUGAGGACCCGAUUAUAGUUCCCGGUGAGCUAUAGAGAAUUGGCCAUGCGCUACUAAGAUACCUCGGGCUCUUUCCAGUAAACCGAGGCUCAGCUUUGAAAUCGUCUGCCGCCUGCAAUCCUCACAUCUAUGCAACGCUUGACUGCUGCAUAUCCCCGACAAAAAAGAAAAGGGUGAAAUAUCCUAUCUCUUUUUCUUCUUCUACUUCUGCUCUACUUUUGAAAACAAAAUUAUUUGAGCUGCUGGACCUGCUGGAUCCCGCACCUGCUACUUUUGCUUCUCUCCCUUACUUACCUGUCCAUGUCUUUUGUGUGUACAUGAGCGCCAACUAGCUGUCUAUACUUGUAUCUUUUUUUUUUCUUACUGUCUAUUUCCUAUCUCUGUUUCUUGUUACCCAGCCUCCCUUUCGUCCUGCCGCAUGGCGUGUCUGUCCCUCA